AUGGAAUCUGUGCGCCGGGCACGGGCUUUGAAGCAACGAGACCGGGAUGCCGACGGCGCUGCAGCGCAGGCCAUGGCCAUAGAAGCAGCGGCCGCUGCCAUCGCCAACGGUAGCCCGGGUACAACCCCGCCACCGGCAUCGCAGAUGGAGGGUCCCUACCAGAAUGCGGCCAACACUCAGCAGAUGCCACCAGCGGUUCCGGCAGCUGCGGAACGGAUGCCACCUUUGCCUCAAAUUCUGCAACCGCAGCAGCUGUUGCCGCCAUCGCCUUGCGUCGACAGAAGCGAAGCUAGCAGGUUUCCGCUUGCCGACGGGGGCCACCACAAGUCCAUAUUCUCCCAAGGUUUCCAGCAGAUGAAUGGCCUACACCAGGAUAGCAAGAAAACGCCUCGUCCACCCCAGCCACCUGCACCACCACCGCCACCCAAGCCGCCACAACUGCCACAGCCACUUCAGCCCCAGCCACCGCCGCUGCGGCCUCAGGCUUUGCAGGCAUCAGCACCUGCACAGCCACCAGUGCAGCAGCCGGCUUUUUUAUUUCAGUUACGGCAGAAGCUACAGCAACCAGAACAACAAGCCCAGAGAAAAGAAGUCUGGAGUUCAGACCUGGACAAGGUGUGCCCGGAAGUUGAGCAAGAGGACGAGCAGGAGGAGGAGCCUGUGCAGAAUUGCGAGACACAAGGGCGUUGGGAGGAUGAGCAGGUUUGGUCGGACGAACCAACCGGGCAAGAUGAGCAAUGGCACGGGGGCGACCAGCAAUGGCGAGGCCAGCAGCGAUGGCGAGACCGGCAGCAGUGGCGAGACCAGCAGGACUGGUCAGAACGGCUGAGUUGGCGAGAGCAUCAGUGGAGAAGCCAGCAGCGCUGGCGAGACGAGCGUGAGUGGUCAGACAGGGGGCAAUGGCAAGAAGAGCUGCCCGAUGAGGGCUGCACGCAAAGUGCGGAAGCCAAGCAACCUUCAGAUGUUGACCGCGCAAACAUUGGCAGCCUGGCACUGCGGCUAUACGAGCGGUUGAAAAACGGGGAGGAGCUGCGACCCAGCCAGGGGCAAGAAGCCGCGGACCUUCCAGCAGCACUCCGACGCGCAAAGCCUUCCAUUCGGCUCCAUGCACCCACGCCACCUGCAGCACCACCACCUGCACCUCGCAACCUCCCUGUUUCAGCUGAGGCGAGGGCUGCACAAACUCCCAAGUCAUUGCCGACCCCCCACAUACGCCAGGCGUCCGCUGCCGCUGCUCCAGACACAACUCUUGCCCCACGAAAGCUGUUGCUGAGCACCCCGCUGACAGCUCCGCUGGACACAGCUUUCAGGAAAGAGCUUCCCGAGGUCCCCGAUGUCCCCGAGACACCGGCACCUUGCACAUCUUUCACGCCGUCGCAAGACUUGACAAAUUUGACAAAGCCCAUUAAGCUCCCACUGCCCGACGAGCGAGGCUCCGACACCGCAGAGGCAAUGAACGAGUUUGCGACAGUGUUCCCAGAGAUGGCAGACCUGUCUUAG
Symbiodinium natans is the source of this 1500-nucleotide messenger RNA. The record is from the annotation of a GenBank genome assembly. NCBI's taxonomy places the organism in Eukaryota, Dinophyceae, Suessiales, Symbiodiniaceae.